Molecule: messenger RNA, 2360 nt
Organism: Phragmites australis (common reed)
Lineage: Eukaryota; Viridiplantae; Streptophyta; Magnoliopsida; Poales; Poaceae
Product: FCS-Like Zinc finger 8-like
Exons: 3
Coding region: 664-1563 (299 amino acids)
Source: RefSeq, a predicted model, not a curated record
GGCAUGUAUUCAAGCAGAAAAUUUAACAAAUUUCUGACGAUUUGUUGGUCUGAUUGAUCAUUGAUGUAUGAGUCCCUCUCUGCGCGGGUGUGUGCAGGUUUUAAAUAAGAGCCCCCUCUCGUCCUCCGUUUCCCCUUCCUCAGGACGAAGGAGAGGAAGCCCUGCUCAAGAACUGUUCUUCCCGUUUCCCUCGGGGAAAAAGAUUAGCAGAAAAACCCACGCUUCCAACUUGUAUAAAUACCCAAACCCCAUCACCCAAGAGCAGCAAAAUCGAGCAUAAAGGAGACGCCUUUCCGGGAGUUCCCCUCCCAAAGUUGCAUUAUUGGGUUUUUCGAUCCGGGGGGCCUCUGUUCUUGUGGGUGGUUUCCGGUGAAAUUUUGAGUCCUUUUUGUUGGUCUAGAUUCUUGGUGUGGUUUCGUUUCCUUGUGUUGUUUCUUCUUCGUUCUUGCUGUGUACCUUCCCAUUCAUUGAUCGGAAUCCGUCGCCGGCGGGCUUCUUGUCUGAGUUUCUUACGUUGCUGGGAGAAAGAGAGGGAAUAAUGAGUAGUAAAAUUUUGGUUUUCGAUAAAAUCUGAGACUGGGGCAAUGUAGUAGAAGCAGCCAUUAUAGCCGGAGUUUGAUCCAUCCAAGAAGACCGCUUUCUGGGACUCCCGAGGCGCGCGGGAUGCUGCGCAACAGAUCGAGAAGAGCUGUUGCUGCCAAGCAAGGAGGAGGCCUCAUGUCCGAGCCACCGGUCAGUGCCACUAGCGCCCAAUCCCCGAGGCACCCUUCUUCCGUUGUUGCUGCUGCUGGUUCCGCGCUCCCUUCCCCGAGGCCGUUCAUGGCGAUGGCGCUGCCACAAGCCGGGUUCGUUGACGGUACGGAGGGCCCCUUGUCGGCCAUGAGCCCCACCUCCAUUCUGGAGACCACGCAGUUCUGCUGCUCCCCGCUGCCCCCGUUCUUAUCGGAGAGGAGCCUGAGGAGAGCGCAUAUGCACGCGGCCGCUCCGGAGCCGGCUGGCGUCGGCCUCGCCGACGUGCUCCGGGAGCACGGGGACGCCAAGAUUGGCGGCGGCAAGGUGGUGUUCGGGUCGCAGCUCAGAAUCCAGGUCCCCUCCGGCAGGGCGGUUGAGCUGGUGUCCUCCCCGAUCGAGUUCGGCGUCAAGAACAGGGACGCGCAGCUGGCAGUGCUGUCGCCGGCCUGGAGGUUCCUGCCGGAGGUGGUGAGCUCGCCGUCCGCCCGGGUGUUCGCCGGGGGCGUGUCCCCGGGGGAAAUGGCGAUGUCGGAGGACUACACCUGCGUGAUCUCGCGCGGCCCCAACCCGAGGACAAGGCACAUAUUCGAUGACUGCAUAGUUGAGAGCUGCGGGGAUGUGCUUGUGGAGAAGAUGGACAAGGGGGCCGGCGCCGUCGAUGACGGCGGCGCGGCUGUAGCGAGUGGUUUCUUGAGCUCUUGCCAUGCAUGCAACAAGCAACUUGGGCAUGGCAAUGACAUCUUCAUCUAUGGAGGUGAUAAAGCAUUCUGCAGCAGUGAGUGCCGGUACAAGGAGAUGCAUUUUGACGAAGCAGUGGACAAUUUGCGCUAGCUGAAGGAUGAAUGGGUCGUUUCAUAAGAGGAUGUUAGUGGAGGAAAGGCAUGAUCCUAAAUAACCUAGACGAGACUUCUUUUUUCUUCUUUUGUUCUGUCAUCUUUGCAAGAUUGGAUGCUGUUUUUGGUCAAUGGAGGAGGGAAUGAUUUAGUCUUUUUUGCGGAUUAAAGACCUUUGCCCACUUUUGUAAGAGGUUGAAGAUUGACGACCUGGGCUUCUUGUUCGUAUGACUUUCUGGUUAGUUGCAAGUUGAUGCUCCUGAUGCAAGUUAUGUUUGGCAAGAUAUGGUCUUAUAAACUCUGAAUGGAUUCCAAAGUAAAUUGAAAAUUUUUAUCCCCUUCUCUUUGUGAUUUAUUCAGCCAAAACAAAACUAUUGGGUCGGUCAUCAUACUGUGUGCAUGCUUCAGAAUCAGAUUUGUAUCUAUCUGUUAAAAGGAAGAUGGACAGGAAAAAAGCACAACUUUUUCAGUGAUUCAGGGGACAAAAGAAGAGCUAGGCCAUCGGCAGCCAUCUUGAGAAAAGGUUCAUAGGUUGGGUGGAGCUUGUAGCAGCUAGCCAUGGGGGCCUGCCUGAGCCAAUCACUUGUAAUAAACUGCAACAGCCUCCGCAAGAACAUUUAGAGCUCAACAACCCUUAAUCAUCAUAGUGUUUCUGUAAUUGGAGUGCUGGAGUGUGCUGGACCAACGCGAUUAUGAUUUGUCCUGUCAUUGUUUAUGGGUUCAACAUACUUUGCUCUGUGGAUGAUUUGAUUCUUCCAUUUCUUUUUUCCUUUGCUUUUGGUUGCUGCGGUGCUA